AUGUCAGCCUCCCUCGACAGCCUCUUUUCGAGCCUGAGCGUCUCGGCGGCGACAGGAUCGAGUGACGAGGACUUCCUGUCUUCGCUUCCCGACGAGCUGCUCCAUCACAUUGUCAAGGCCAGGCGCUGGCACGAGAACGUGCGAGCGCUGUGGGUGCUGCUUCACGACAACGGCGCCAUCACCGCGCUCCCCGACGUUCUCUCAGUUCCUCACGCCACGCCGAGCCUGAACCGUUGGAACGUGAUCGCUCUAAGACCAAGGGUCCUUGCAUUGCUCGUGACCCGCUCCCACGCUUUGAUGCUUGCCUCGCUCGUUCGGAACGGCUCGUUGUGUUGCCUGAGGGACCUCGCCUUCCCCGGCGCGAACGGCCUCGGUGGCGGCGGCGGCAGUGCGAGAGGGUCGCCGGCAUGGGCCGCCGCCAGCGUGUCAUCGACGGCGCUGGUCACGGCAGCGUGCCACCCCGGUGCGCUGCCGCGCCUAGAGCGGCUGGAUCUCUCGCUCGAGGGCCUUGGCGACCGCUUCUGCGAAGAACUUCUCGCGUCGUGCUCCGCUGUGGCUUCGGCUUACCAGACCGCUGCCAGUGGUCGCAGUUUGGACAAGGCGCCCGUGCUCCCCUCGCUCAGCACUCUCAACAUCGGGGCGGACCUCUCGGCCGCGGGCUUCUCCGCUCUCGCCAUGGCGCUGGUCGGGGGCGCGCUACCCAAGCUGGACGCGCUGCGCCUGCCCGGUGGAAGUGGCGCCGCCUCCGCUCGCUCGCGGGCUCGGCGGGAGGUGGCGGCUGCGGCGGCGGAUCGUGGCGCCGUGCUUGUUUUCUCCUGA
Emiliania huxleyi CCMP1516 is the source of this 819-nucleotide messenger RNA. RefSeq lists its product as hypothetical. Bases 1 to 819 code for a protein of 272 amino acids. The transcript is spliced from 2 exons. NCBI's taxonomy places the organism in Eukaryota, Haptophyta, Isochrysidales, Noelaerhabdaceae. The record is from RefSeq and is a predicted model, not a curated record.